Molecule: messenger RNA, 1362 nt
Organism: Trypanosoma cruzi
Lineage: Eukaryota; Euglenozoa; Kinetoplastea; Trypanosomatida; Trypanosomatidae
Exons: 1
Coding region: 1-1362 (453 amino acids)
Cellular component (GO): cytoplasm
Molecular function (GO): protein kinase binding
Source: RefSeq, a predicted model, not a curated record
AUGAUGAGCCGCAUUCCCGUUGGAAAAAAGCCAAACAAAAAGGCAAUGACAUCUUCAAACAAUUCUUUAGCAACCAUGAAACGCAUUGUUGAAAUGAUCCCACUGGACAUUGACAUUGAAAAGGCACGGCAAAUCACUCUCAAUGGCAAGAAACUCACUGCGCUUCCUCCCAACUUGGGUGUUUUGCUGCGCGAGGUUCGACGACUGGAUAUUUCCGAUAACGACAUCCAUGACGUCACACCACUGGCUUCAUUCCCCCAUCUUACUUCGGUCAAACUCUCAAAGAACAAGCGGCUGUCGUCUAUCGCACCUCUUAGCACACUGCAUCUAACUGUCUGCGUGGUCGAUCACUGUGCUUUGAGCUCAUUGGUUGGUCUAGAAGGGAGCGCAUCGACGCUCAAAACUCUUAUUGCCAAUGACAACAACUUAUUGCUUCAGUCUCCUGUAGGGGAGGCUGUGGAAGGUGCAACGGCAGACCAUAUCGCAAUAGCUUUAAGAAACUACGAAAUUCUUGGAAUGCUUUCCGCCUGUGAGACCGUUGUGCUCUCCCGCAACCCGCACCUUUGCGCCCUGUAUGCUGCGCAUAAACCAGAUGAGGAGGGGUGUAUUACGGGAGAUGUAAAAAAGAAUAGUGGAGGCGACACACCGCACCACGAGGCAGAUUGGCCACACCCACUCUCUGUUCUUGAGAAAAUGACGCAUUUAAAGAAACUUUCGCUGAGUGGAUGUGGACUGGUGUCACUGCCCCUGCACUGGUUUCUUCCCAUGGUGACAGAGCUGCGGCUGAGCCAUAACGCACUAAGCAGUCUUGUUCCAGAAGGUGUUAUUUUUCGCUCGGUGAAGAUACUUGACGUUAGCCAUAAUGCUCUCACAGAUGUCUCAACAUUGCGACGGUGUCGCUUUGUUCGUCAAUUAAGCAUAAGCGGUAAUCCGUUCUUGAGGGUGGAUGAGGCGUCAUCCGCAAAGAAGGACGAGGAGGUGAGAAGAGGAGUCUACUUACCACCUGAAGUCAUUCGUUUUCUCACACGAAAGAUGCCUCAUCUUGAGGUGGUGGACAGUACGUUGCUCUCAUCCAUUCAAUUAGGAGAUGAUGCAGGUGAGAAUAGACUUAAGAGUUGUGAUGCCGCGGAAGACGAGAGCUUUCAAAAGAAAGAUAAGAAUAACCCAAUGGAAGCAAACGUUGAGGAAAAUGUGGACGUUGUUGUGGAGCCUCCUGAAGUUGUGCCGGAGUCAAUUCGAGCACCCAUUGUCCGGCGAGAGCGAACGAACCUGCUAGCGCAACGAAAGAGAGAGCUGAUAGCGGAUGGCGCCGUCGUAGCUCAACUGGUGAAGAAGCAAAAGAUUGAACGUGCUGGUUGGUAA